AUGCUAAAAUCAAUUUAUUUAAUGCUCUUACCCGUUGCUCUGGGUACACUCCUUCCAAACGAUAACAACUAUCCGAAUCCUGGAUUCAGGAAAGAGAUCAUCGGAACUCAGAUUUACACGUUCCAUCGACAUGCUGCAACUUUUGAUGAAGCCCAGAAUAUUUGCAAACAGAAUGGUGGACGAAUUGCUGUUAUUACUUCUAGAGCACAAGAGCCUGAACUGGUGAGGAUGUUCAAGACCUCAGGCCCAGUCAUAAACGCGUCGCACGGGUGGAAUCGUCAGGCUUUCAUUGGGAUCCAGUACCGCGGAAGUGGGCUAUGGCAAACACUAGAUGGCAAGCCUGCGCCGUACCUUAACUGGAGUCGCAACUGGAGCGGGGGGAUACAACCCAGUAACCCAGACAGGCAACGCUGUGGUAGUUUGUUGCUACAAGGAGCCAUGGACGACGUGCAGUGUAGCGUACGACUAGCUUUCUUCUGCGAAAAAGUAGAGGAAAAACUCAUACCUUUUCUGGGUACAUUCCUUCCAGACGAUAAAAGCUACCCGAAUCCAGGACCUCAGAACACAGAAACUCAGGUUAUCACGUUCCACCGCGAUGCUGCAACUUUUGAUGAAGCCCAGAAAAUUUGCAAACAGAACGGUGGAAGAAUUGCUGUUAUUACCUCUAGUGCACAAGAGGCUGCACUGGUGCAGAUAUUCAAGACCUCAGGCCCAGUCAUAAACGCGUCGUAUGGGUGGAAUCUUCAAGCUUUCAUUGGGAUCCAGUACAGCCAGAGUGGGCAAUGGCAAACACUAGAUGGCAAGCCUGCACCGUACCUGAACUGGAGUCGCAACUGGAUGGGGGUACAACCCAGUAACCCAACAGCGCAACGCUGUGGUAGUUUGUUGCUACAAGGAGCCAUGGACGAUGUGCAGUGUGACGUCAAACUCGCUUUCUUCUGCGAAAAAGUACAGAAAAAAGUCCAACCUUGUGAUUGCGAUGUUUAG
This is a messenger RNA of Spodoptera exigua (beet armyworm), 987 nucleotides long. NCBI's taxonomy places the organism in Eukaryota, Metazoa, Arthropoda, Insecta, Lepidoptera, Noctuidae. The record is from the annotation of a GenBank genome assembly.